Myotis davidii is the source of this 5246-nucleotide messenger RNA. It is a transcript of the gene AUTS2, whose product is annotated as autism susceptibility candidate 2. Lineage: Eukaryota; Metazoa; Chordata; Mammalia; Chiroptera; Vespertilionidae. The record is from RefSeq and is a predicted model, not a curated record.
AUGGCCGCGGGGAGGGAAGACAAUGGGAAGCCCCCGUCCUCCGCCCCGUCCCGGCCCAGACCCCCGCGGAGGAAGCGGAGAGAGUCCACCUCGGCCGAAGAGGACAUCAUUGAUGGAUUUGCCAUGACCAGCUUUGUCACUUUUGAAGCGCUGGAGAAAGAUGUAGCACUUAAGCCUCAGGAACGUGUGGAGAAACGCCAGACCCCUCUGACAAAGAAGAAACGAGAAGCACUUACCAACGGCUUGUCCUUUCAUUCCAAGAAGAGCCGCCUCAGCCACCCACAUCACUACAGCUCAGAUCGAGAAAAUGACCGCAAUCUCUGCCAGCACCUCGGGAAGAGAAAGAAGAUGCCAAAGGGACUCAGACAGCUCAAGCCAGGACAGAACAGCUGCAGGGACAGUGACAGUGAAAGCGCCAGUGGAGAAUCCAAGGGUUUCCACAGGAGCAGCUCUCGGGAAAGACUCAGCGAUAGUUCAGCUCCUUCCAGUUUGGGAACAGGCUACUUCUGUGACAGCGACAGUGACCAAGAAGAGAAGGCAUCAGAUGCCAGCUCUGAAAAACUCUUCAAUACCGUUAUUGUAAACAAAGAUUCGGAGUUGGGUGUUGGCACACUUCCUGAACACGACAGCCAGGAUGCAGGGCCGAUCGUCCCCAAGAUAUCUGGUCUAGAGAGAAGCCAGGAGAAGAGCCAGGACUGUGGCAAAGAGCCGAUCUUUGAGCCCGUGGUGCUGAAAGACCCCUGCCCGCAGGUCCCGCAGCCGCCACCCCAGCCCCAGGCAGAGCCCCAGCCCAGAGCUCCCGCUCAGGACCCUGACUCUGUGCAGCGCCCAGAGGCCCCGCCUCAGCCCCCACGUCCGAGCACACAGCCACCUCAGGCGCCCCCCGAGGCCCAGCUUCCACCGGCCCCCAAGCCUCCCGUGCAGAGGCCGCCCCGGGUGCAGUCCCCCCAGCUGCUGCACCAGAGCCUGCCCCCCGUGCAGGCCCACCCUGCCUCCCAGAGCCUGCCCCAGCCCCUGUCGGCCUACAACAGCAGCAGCCUGAGCCUCAACAGCUUAAGCAGUAGCAGAAGCAGCACUCCAGCCAAGACUCAGCCGGCCCCUCCUCACAUCUCCCACCACCCCUCAGCCUCCCCGUUCCCCCUCUCACUGCCCAACCACAGUCCACUGCACAGCUUCACGCCCACCCUCCAGCCCCCCGCACACUCCCAUCACCCCAAUAUGUUUGCCCCUCCCACUGCUCUGCCUCCUCCACCACCGCUGACAUCAGGGAGUCUGCAGGUCCCCGGACACCCGGCCGGGAGCACUUACUCAGAGCAAGACAUCCUGCGACAGGAACUGAACACGCGCUUCUUGGCCUCUCAGAGUGCUGACCGUGGGGCCUCCCUGGGCCCGCCGCCCUACCUGCGCACCGAGUUCCACCAGCACCAGCACCAGCACCAGCACACGCAUCAGCACACGCACCAGCACACCUUCACGCCGUUCCCUCACGCCAUCCCGCCCACCGCCAUCAUGCCGACGCCAGCACCUCCCAUGUUUGACAAAUACCCUACAAAAGUUGACCCAUUCUACCGGCACAGUCUCUUCCAUUCCUACCCUCCUGCGGUGUCGGGCAUCCCCCCUAUGAUUCCACCCACUGGCCCUUUUGGUUCACUACAAGGAGCAUUUCAGCCGAAGACAUCCAACCCCAUCGAUGUGGCUGCUCGACCUGGGACAGUCCCGCACACUCUGCUUCAAAAGGAUCCGAGGUUGACAGAUCCUUUCAGACCUAUGUUAAGGAAACCAGGGAAGUGGUGUGCGAUGCAUGUGCACAUCGCCUGGCAGAUCUACCACCACCAACAGAAAGUCAAGAAACAGAUGCAGUCAGACCCACAUAAACUGGACUUCGGACUGAAACCCGAGUUCCUGAGCCGUCCUCCAGGCCCCAGCCUCUUCGGAGCCAUCCACCACCCCCACGACCUGGCACGGCCUUCGACCCUGUUCUCUGCCGCAGGUGCUGCACACCCCACAGGGACCCCUUUUGGGCCGCCGCCUCAUCACAGCAACUUCCUCAACCCUGCUGCUCACCUCGAGCCUUUCAACCGGCCGUCUACGUUCACUGGCCUGGCAGCAGUUGGUGGCAACGCCUUCGGGGGACUUGGAAAUCCUUCAGUUACACCCAACUCAAUGUUCGGCCACAAGGAUGGCCCCAGUGUGCAGAACUUUAGCAACCCUCACGAGCCCUGGAACCGGCUGCACCGAACGCCUCCGUCGUUCCCGACCCCUCCGCCCUGGCUGAAGCCGGGGGAGCUGGAGCGUGGCGCGUCCGCUGCAGCUCAUGACAGAGAUAGAGACGUAGAUAAACGAGACGCACCUGUUAGUAAAGAUGACAAAGAAAGGGAAAGUGUGGAGAAGAGACACUCCAGCCACCCUUCACCAGCACCUGUCCUCCCGGUGAGCACCCUGGGACACACCCGCGGCUCCUCUGAACAGAUCAGGGGUCAUCUGAACACUGAGGCUCGCGAGAAAGACAAAUCCAAAGAGAGGGAGAGGGACCACUCGGAGUCCCGCAAGGACCUGACCGCGGAGGAGCACAAGGCGAAGGAGGGCCACCUGCCCGAGAAGGACGGCCACGGCCAGCGCAGGCCCAACAGCACCUCUAGCCGCGAGGCUGAGCAGCGCAAGAGCGAGCCGGCCUACGAGAACCCCAAGAAGAGCUCAGAGGUUAAGGUGAAGGAGGAGCGCAAGGAAGACCACGACCUCCCCGCGGAGGCUGCGCAGACCCACCGGUCCUCGGAGCCGCCGCCUCCCCACUCCUCGUCCAGCGUGCACCCGGGGCCCCUGGCCUCCAUGCCCAUGGCAGUGGGGGUGACGGUCCACUGGGACCCCAUUCGGGACCCUCUGAGGGAUCCCUACCGAGAACUUGACAUUCACCGGAGAGACCCACUGGGCAGGGACUUUCUGCUGAGGAACGACCCCCUCCACCGUCUCUCGACCCCCCGGCUGUACGAAGCUGACCGCUCCUUCAGGGACAGGGAGCCCCACGAUUACAACCACCACCACCCCCACCAGCUGUCCGUGGACCCGCGGCGGGAGCACGAGCGGCGCCUGCACAUGCUCCGGGAGGACUACGAGCACUCGCGGCUGCACCCCGUGCACCCCGCCUCGCUGGACGGACACCUGCCACACCCCAGCCUCCUCACGCCGGGGCUCCCCAGCAUGCACUACCCCCGAAUCAGCCCCACCGCGGGGCACCAGAACGGACUCCUCAACAAGACCCCUCCCACCGCCGCGCUGAGCGCGCCGCCCCCACUCAUCUCCACGCUGGGGGGCCGCCCGGUCUCCCCCAGAAGGACUACUCCUCUGUCGGCAGAGAUGAGGGAGAGGCCGCCCUCCCACACGCUGAAGGACAUCGAAGCGCGAUAAGGAGAGAACAGGCCACGGGAGAGGAGGCCCAACAGCGCCAGACCCGGAGCGGAGGGAGUCAGCGGGCGCCCGCGUCCCUGAUGGACGGCGAGGCAGGGGCCCAGCUCUCCCUGUAAACAAUGUAUAGACUCAGUGCAGAUUUUGAAAUGUUUUUGUAUAUUAUAUGUUGAAAUUUUUCAGCUAUUUUAGCCAAGUCAUAUGUUCUCAUGUGUCCAACCCUUUUGGUUUCUCGUAUAAAACUUUUUGAUUUGAACCAAAACAGUGAAGAUGACAACACACACUGAUGUGUUCAUUGGGGAGAAAACAGACAGCAGUCCGCACGAGCCACCGUGCAAGCUCUUUCAGAGGAGAAGGGAAGGCCUUGUACAUAGUUGUGUAAAAAAGAUUGCUUCAUGAGCUAAGGGUUCAUAUAUGCAAAAGGGUAAGAUGAAAGCUUUACUUUGUACAAAUGUAAAUAGGUAAAGAUUAAGUAACAUAAUACAUUAAUACUUCUUAAAAUGUGCUCUUUGCAAACUUAAUCUCAGCGAACACGGUCCGUGCGGCUGUGUUCCCCUGUAUUGUUAGAGACAGCUAAACCCUUCAACUAUGCAAUGAAUGUUCAGGCUUUUCACAAAAGCCCGCCCAACUCAAAGGAGCCUUUUCAGAUCCAUUUACAACAUACUUAAGGUCAUAUUUUCCCUGAACAAGCGCUUAUGUGAUAGGACUCUGUUUUCCUUGCUUAUUUUUUCAAAUAGAGAAACAUCCUCUUUUGCAAAUUGGACCCCAGGCCGAAAUUUUGGCUCUAAAGUUGCUGCUUGUGGGCUCCUGGGGCAGAGUGUGUCCCCAGAGAGGUCAGAGGCCAUGAGCAGCCAGUGCCGGGGAGGCCAGGAGUGGUCAGAUGCCAAAAUCAGGGGACACGAACAGGUUGCCAGCAUCUCACCACCAUCAGUCAUGUGAUUUCACACAUACCUCAUGUGGGAACCAUGCGUUUUUUUAGUGUGUCCUAUUUCCUACCCAUACACACUUCCUCGUUUUGUCAUGAGAUUCAGUCACACCCAAACAGAUCCUGAAAGAAAGCUUUGAGUUUUCUCAGAUGAUGGAUAUGUUUUCACUAUUCAGUAACCAACAGAUCAAAAGGGCACAUUUCCUAAUGUGACUCCCUGUAGUCUAGUCAGUGAUAAAGUCUGGGAGCGGCCUCGCACAGCCACGGAGCGGAGCGUUUCCAAGGGUGGAAGGUGGCUGAGACAAAGUCCUGUGUGUGCGUGUGUUUUUAAGUUUGCAUCAAUCUUAAUGUCUCCUCAUAAUACUUUUAUAAUACAUUAAGCCUCUUGUCUACAUAUUUGGAGAGAAUAUGACUUUACUAGCAGAGAAAUACAAUAUAUCUUGUCUACUGGACUGUAAAAUAUAUGUACGAAAUAAAAUUAGUUCCAUUGGUCUUCUAGUAUAUUAAAGUGCUAUCUGACGUUGUUAUCCUGUUUUUGGAGAAAAAAAAAGUUAACUACAGACCAUUGUUUCUAAUAAGCAGAGAGAUCUAUUUUAGUAGUAAACUGAAGGUUUAGUUGUGAGCUUCAGAAUUUUGUGAACUCCAGAUGUUGUGCAGUGGUUUUUUUUUGGCUUUUUUUUUUUAAGACAACUAAAAAGGAAAAAGAAUCCAAGGACUAUGUACACUGGAACUGUAGUGGUAGCUUCAGUAUUGUAAAGAGAUUGUUCUAUACGGACCUUUGCUGUUUCUCCUGUAUGUAAUAAAGUCCUUUCUAGACCCUAUGUGAACAGAAAAGUGAAGCGACUGACUUCAGCAUGUUCUCAGCGGCGGAGCCUUCUUGUGUAAUGUAAACUGUGCCAUGUUAUUAAAAAAUGUGAACGAA